Messenger RNA from Notolabrus celidotus (New Zealand spotty), 7150 nucleotides. RefSeq names its product teashirt zinc finger homeobox 3b (gene tshz3b). The coding region runs from base 1794 to 5495 and encodes 1233 amino acids. Gene Ontology annotation, biological process: regulation of transcription by RNA polymerase II. Gene Ontology annotation, cellular component: nucleus. Lineage: Eukaryota; Metazoa; Chordata; Actinopteri; Labriformes; Labridae. The record is from RefSeq and is a predicted model, not a curated record. The transcript has 3 exons. Gene Ontology annotation, molecular function: DNA-binding transcription factor activity, RNA polymerase II-specific; DNA binding.
AGAUGCUUGGGCGGAUCUAACGGCAUGCAGUGGAGGAGCGGCGCACACAGUCGCGGCGAGAUUAGGAAGAAAACAUCCUCGAUCGGCGGAGGGUCACAAAUCAUCAAUUCUUUCACCAAGCCCGGUGAAAGGCGGAAGAACGGAGAGACUCCCCGGUGUACCCGAGGAGCGACGUCGUUUGAGGAGAUCUGAUUCCCUCGGCGGAUCCAGAGAAGAAAGCAGUUUCUCUGCUUAUUGACGAGCGUGAGAGACGGGGCGCAGCAGCACCACAUCUGGCGCAAAGGGAGUCAGGAGGAGAGAGAAAGACAGCCUUUGGCAACUCACCCUUAUUGCUCUCCCUCGGUCCUCCUUCCAGAGUCUUAUCCUUUGUUUUCGCCUGCUGUGAAGCCGCGCGUCCCAACCUGAGGAUUGCCUGAAAAUUACAGGAGAAUAAUUUUAUACGUUUCAACAACUCAGCUGAGACAGAACAAACUUUUGCCCCCCACUUUAAAGGGAGGCGCUGCGAGAAGAAAAAGGAACAUCGCCCUUUUCAGAAAUAGAGAAUAUCCAUCAUCUUAACUAAGGAGGACUUUGAACUUACCUGCAAAAAGACAAGUACUUUAUUCCAUUUAGAGUGCCAAUAAGAGGACAGCGCUUUGCGUCUCUCCAGUCGCUUGUAGCGCAGUAAGGAGAUCGGAGCGCAGUGUGUGAUUCGCUGCGUGGCUGAUUUAAAUAGUUCCUAUCAGGCCACGUAGAGGGGAGAAAAGAACCAUCAGCGGCCAACAAAGUGUUUGGCAGAAGGCGCUCGAGCUCGGCUGAUCCGUGCGCUCCAGCCAGCCUGCAUGCAUGGGAGCAGCCUGAGCCCGUCCCUCCUCCUCCUCCUCCUCCUCCUCCUGCUGUACAUUAUUACAACAAGGGAGACCCAAUCAAGCACGUAUCUCAUCGAUUCACGCACACACACACACACACACGCGCAGUAACGGCAACACGCACGUGCGCACACACGCACAUACUGAGUGUGUGACUUGCCCUCAACGGAUUUUUCAAAGCACUCUCGGACAAAUCUCGUAGCCGUGCCAGGCAGACAGGGCAGCGUGUGGGCGACCAGUCCUGGUCGUCACCUCCUUCUCCUCUUCCUCCUCCUCCUCCUCCUCCUCCUUCUCUUUCCUCCUUCGCUGUCGGUCCCAAGAAUAACAAACUGAGAAAGCUGCAUGUGUUUUUUCUUGCUCACCACUAACUGGACUUGCCAAGGGGCGAUUGGAUUUUUAUGAGAUGGUUUCGGGCACGUUUCAGCCGCUUCACCUCUUGGCUUUGAAUCGUGCGUGAUUAGCAGCAGGGAGAAGCGAAACCUCAUGGAUCGCGCGGCGGAGGAUCACCCCGUAAACUUGCCUGUUGCAGCCUCCGACGCCGAGUAAAGAGGAUCACACGGAGACACAAGGCGCUUUUCAACCUCCUUUCUGUGUUCUCGUACCGCGGAGCCCCCUCUGUUCCUGCUCCCACCGCGUCCAUCCAAGCCGGAGCGGGCGAGACAGCGACCGACGGAGAGAGCAGCAAACCGGGGGUUUUACUCCCCCUUCCUUUUUAUUUUAUUUUUUUACCCUCCUCGCAUCCACUGGCUCAGUCUCUUCUGAAUCAUUUUUGUGUUCGAAAACUGCACACCCUCCCCUGCUUACACCCACCCACCCCGAUCUAUGUGGGAGCCCUGAGAGCACACCCAGGGGGGGAAACAGUGUAUCAAAGCUCCGAGGAUCCCCCAGGCAACCUCGGAUCACCGGGGCCAGAGAAGAACUCCCUGCCGGGCCCCCGCAGCCGACAUGCCGCGGAGGAAGCAGCAAGCGCCUCGGCGCGCCUCAGCAUAUGUCCCUGAAGAUGAGAAGGAAGCAGCCCUGCUGGAUGAGGACCUGGAUGGAGAUGACUCGGGUCAGGAAGGGGAGGAACCCGCUGCCAAGUUCCUCAUUCAGGACAAGGACUUCAUCCUCAAGGACAGGCCAGGAUCCACUGGCUUUCAUGACUCCCCAAAUGCUGCUGACUUUUCUGGACAAGAGAUGGACAGUGAGUCUCACCUCAGUGAAUCCAGUGACAGAAUGUCAGAUUUCGAGAGCUCCUCUCUUAAAAACGAGGAUGAGGUCCUCCUCCUCUCAAAAGAUGCCGCCAAUGUCCUCUCCCUGUCUUCCACCUCUGCAAUGAUGGUUGCUGGCAAUGCUGCUGCCCCAGGCAGUGGAGAUGAGGCCAUAUCAGCCACAACAGGGUCUGUGGCUGACAGCCUGGAGAAGAUGAAGGCCAUCUACACCUCUUUCUUGACCAACUCCUAUUGGUCCACACUGAAUCUGAACCUGAGCCAGCCCCCUGCUGAAAAACCACCUCGUAGUCACAGCAGCAGCAGUAGCAGCAGCAGUAGCAGUAGCUGUGGAAGUGGAGGCUAUGACUGGCACCAGACAGCGAUGGCUAAAACCCUCCAGCAGGCCUCACAUAACCAUCAAAACAGACUGAGCCUGGUGCAACAUCCCACAGUGGCUGUAUCCACAGCAUCUACAGAACCACACCUCUUUAGUACUGUCCAACUUUACCGGCAGAGCUCCAAGCUGUACGGCUCUAUAUUCACUGGUGCCAGCAAAUUCCGCUGUAAGGACUGCAGUGGGGCCUACGAUACUCUGGUGGAGCUUACAGUGCACAUGAACGAGACAGGGCACUAUCGUGAUGACAACCACGAGACAGAUGGUGAGGGAGCUAAACGCUGGUCAAAGCCUAGAAAGCGUUCCUUGCUAGAGAUGGAGGGGAAGGAGGAUGCGCAGAAAGUUCUGAAAUGCAUGUACUGUGGGCACUCCUUUGAAUCCCUUCAGGAUCUGAGUGUUCACAUGAUCAAGACAAAACACUAUCAGAAAGUGCCUCUGAAAGAGCCUGUUACACCAGUGGCAGCUAAGAUUAUCUCGUCUGCUCGAAAGAGAGCCCCUAUUGAUCUAGACAUCCCCAGCUCUCCCGACUCCAAUGGAGGGGCCACACCUAAGCCCAACGCCCUCAGUGACACUAAUGACAUGCUUCAGAAGGUCAGCAACCCUUACAUCACACCCAACAACCGCUACGGACACCAGAAUGGUGCCAGCUAUGCCUGGCAGUUUGAAUCCAGGAAGUCUCAGAUCCUCAAAUGCAUGGAGUGCGGCAGCUCUCAUGACACACUGCAGGAGCUGACUGCUCACAUGAUGGUGACAGGACACUUUAUUAAAGUUACCAACUCUGCUAUUAAGAAAGGCAAGCCCAUUAUUGAGCCACCCACCCCAGCCCCAAUACCACUCACAACAGUUGAAGAAAAGUUCCAGUCUGUACCCCUGGCUGCCACAACCUUCUCCCCUCCACCUGCUCCAGUGCCCCCUCCAACCAGCCUCUCCCCCAUUGCUAUGGUUGUUGAGAUAAAAAAAGAGGAGAAGGAAGAAGAAUGUACUAAAGAGUCAAUCAUCAACAACGGUAAUAAUCUUAACAAGGAGAAGAGGGCAGGAGGUGAUGACGAGGCAGAGGAGAAGUUUGAUAUUUCUUCAAAGUACUCUUAUCUGACUGAAGAAGAUCUGGAAGAAAGUCCAAAAGGUGGUCUUGACAUCCUAAAGUCCUUGGAGAACACAGUGACAUCAGCCAUCAACAAAGCCCAAAAUGGAGCUCCAAGCUGGGGCGGUUAUCCCAGUAUUCACGCAGCCUACCAGCUCCCAAACAUAAUGAAACUCUCUCUAGGCAACUCUGGAAAGAGCUCCCCUCUUAAAUACAUCUUCCCUGGAGGGGAGAUCCUCUCUCCCACGAGUAAGAACCUGCCCCUGAUCUCCCCGUCCGGCUGCCAGACCUCCCCGCUGGCCAAAAACAACUUCCAUGCUAUGGAGGAGCUAGUCAAGAAAGUGACAGAAAAAGUGGCCAAGGUUGAGGAGAAAAUGAGAGAACCAAGCGGUGCUGUGAGAGGAUCUCCUCUGAGACGUACCACUCCCUCACCCUGCAACAGCGAAGCAGGGGACUCCAUGCGAGGAGAGUCCCCAAAAGAAAAUAGAGCAAGGAGCUGUAAAACUCCAGAGAGUUCAAGUAGAGUGGAAAAAGUAGUAGAUGAUGGAAGUGGAGCCAAUCACAGAGAUUCAAACGGUGACAUUCCCACAAAAGAGUCUAUGGAGAAUGGUGUGGAGUCCAAUGCUGUGACAUCACCUUUACCUGCCUCCCUAUGCGGCAGUACAGCCAUCAUCACAGAUCAUCCACCUCCAGAACAGCCAUUCGUCAACCCUCUCAGUGCACUGCAGUCAGUAAUGAACGUCCACCUGGGGAAGGCUGCUAAGCCUGCCCUGCCCUCCCUUGACCCCAUGAGCAUGCUGUUCAAGAUGAGCAAUAGCCUGGCAGAAAAAGCAGCAGUGGCCGCUUCUACCCCACCAGCACAGACCAAAAAGCCCAGUAAUGACCACUUAGACCGCUACUUCUACCAGCAACAUCCGAGCAAUGACCAACCCAUAGAUCUCACCAAAGGCAAACAUGCUGACAAAAACAGCAGCACUGGUUCUUUGGGUUCAGCAGCUCUGUCUUCUACCACAUCCACCCCCUCCUCAAUUUCUCCCUCUGCCACCAUGACAAUGACCAAAGCCUCAGCUGCAGUAGCUUCCUUUAUGUCUUCAUCUCCUUUGCGAGAAAAUGCGCUGUCCGAUAUAUCUGACAUGUUGAGGAACCUGACUGAGAGUCAGGCUGUCUCCAAAUCCUCCACACCUACCAGCCUCUCUGAGCGCUCUGACAUUGAAGGACUGACACAAGAAGAUACAGAGGAUAUUUCACCGGCCCAGAAACGUAAAGGACGUCAGUCAAACUGGAACCCUCAACACCUCCUCAUCCUACAAGCCCAGUUUGCUUCCAGUCUGAGACAAACAAGUGAUGGCAAGUACAUGAUGUCAGACCUGAGCCCACAGGAGAGAAUGCACAUCUCCCGCUUCACUGGCCUCUCAAUGACUACAAUAUCACAUUGGUUGGCCAAUGUCAAGUACCAGCUGAGGAGAACCGGUGGCACCAAGUUCUUGAAAAACUUGGAUUCAGGUCACCCAGUGUUCUUCUGCAGUGACUGUGCAUCUCAGAUCCGUUCACCAUCCACCUAUGUCAGCCACUUGGAAUCCCACCUGGGUUUCCGUCUGCGAGAUCUGGCAAAGCUCUCUGGAGAGCAGCUGCUCAGCCAGAUUUCACACCAUCACCAACAACAACGCCACACCAAAGGACUAUCUGAAAAACUGCUCUCAAAUCUUCACCCAUCCAGCCAUCCUUUGCCCUCGUCUUUGCCCACAUCCCUACCUGCCUCCUUACCCAUCUCCCUGACCUCAUCCUUAAUCAACUCUCUGCCCUCAAACGAAUCCCCGUCACCCACCCCUGACAAUGACGAUGACAUUGGGGCCGUAUACCAGUGCAAGCUCUGUAACCGGACUUUUGCGAGCAAGCACGCGGUCAAACUUCACCUGAGCAAAACUCAUGGGAAGUCCCCCGAGGACCACCUCAUGUACGUGAGUGAGCUGGAGAAACAGUAGCACUGGCAAAGGACAAUGCUGCACUCUUUUGUAACAGCUCACUUUCUUGCUCUCUUUUUGCAUUUCACAGACAUUUCUUUAAAAAAAAAAGGAAAGGAUUAUUAAUGUGAUGGAACUGCACAAAGAUGCCAUACAACUACUGCUUUGAGUUUUGGCACAUGGUUUAAAAUUUUGUGUUGUAGUUGUUUAACUUUUGUUUAUAUGUGAGGUAGACUCACUCCUGCCCGAGACACUUGAUUUAAGUGAUCACCUUUGACAUGAUAGAGACUUUUGUCAAAGUGUGCAGACUGGGACUGGUGUCAUGGAAAAGAUAAAGUAUAUGAAGGUUUAAAAAAUGAGAUUAUAAUAUGAAGUGGUGUGUAUUUUGAAACGUGUGUAAAUGGAAUUAAGGUCCUUUAUAUUUUGGCAUCAUUGGGGUGUGAAAAGAAGCAUGCAUAAAUGAAUCCGUUUGGUUAAACAUUUUAUAACUAAACUGGUGCACUUUCCUUUUUUAUUAUUUUAUUUUAUCCCCUUGUCUCUAUCUUUUUCCUUUUUUGCGCUGGAGUCAGCAUUUAAAUUUAACCCUCUGAGUACGUAAAAGCACUUCUUCACCUACGAUCCAAACAGUUAAGGACUUCAGAUUUGUGAUUGGGAACUCUUGGAGCUGAUGUGAGAAUUAGACGGACAUAUAUCGAGUCUAAUUGUAGACAUGAAAGCAUUUUUCAAAAGACAGAUUCUCUUUUCACUGCAAGGUUUUCAUUCUGGUCUCAAUGUUUGUCUGAGCGAUGCUUGCAAGAUUUGACACAAGCACUGAAGCUUUGUGAUAGAAAAGAAAAAAAAUCUUUACUUUGGUCGAUCAGGGACCUAAAUUAAUUCAGGUCUGUGUAAGAUAUGUACAUAAAAUGUAAUAACUAAUUCCUGUCUAAAUUAUGCAUCAUUUCUAUAUUUUUAAUUUAAAUGGAUUAUGACUAUCUGCUGGUGCACAGUAUAUGAAGACAUGAAAUAAAUUGUUUUGCACAAUAGUUUUAUAAAUGUGUUAUUUAAUCAAAGGACACCACACAAAGAAAAGUAGCAAAAGGAUGACAACAGGUGAUUCUUUUCCUCCCCAACUCGUGCUCAAAGGGUUAAAGACUGUUUCUACCAGACACUGCUCUACAUGUGCCACUGUAUGAACACUAAAAAGAUAUUGAAGGUUGUACAAAAAGAUGUGACUUUAUGAAGAUAUUUCACAUGUAAACUGUUAUUUAUAAGCACUCUUGGUUGUUUCAUAUUGUUGAAUGCCUUUUUCAAUUGGUCCUACUUUUUUUAUUUUUGUUCUGCCUAAUUACUCUGCCAUGAUUCCACACUGCAGCUUUAUCUUUUUGGGAUAUGAAAGGUAACCAUGGUUACACUAACCUCUUGAGUGACAAGUUCUGCUACAUUUUUGGCAGUUAAUUUGCUGAAGUAACUGACAGCUGCCAGUGUAGUGAAACAAAAAAAAAGAAUCCUUAUGUGUAAAAUAUCGGCAUGUAAACAGCACAGAUACUGUAAUGCAUUCUGUGCCGUUUGUCUUUUUCAUUUCCUUCUCUCGUUUUCUGUUGUUGUUGUUCUUGACAAUGAUCCCCCCCAUUAUAUGACUUCAUAUAACCUUGUUUUCUACUGCAGCAUUAAAAAAAGGAAACUGUUUUUUGCAAUAA